CGAGAUAGUAUUUAAAAUAAGCCAAAAGUAUAAUACAGCUAAUUUUUACUGAGUGUCACGCCCCGCCUUCCUUUUACGGCCGCGCCUGGGAGCGGGAAGUGACGUGUGUCCGGUGUGAUGGCGACGCGGAGGAGCUCUAGGUGAUGACUGCAAGCAGGACAAAUAAACUCAAGAGAUCCAGGCGAUUGGGUACUUGUUAUUUGCAACAAUUUAAGGGUCGGUAUAUCAAGACAGUUGGCAACAGAAAAUGAAAAGUAGUGUGGCACACAUAAAACAUUCUUCUGGUCAUGACAGAAGGGAAAACUAUAAUUCAUAUCAGAGGACCUCCUCUCCAGAAGACAGAUAUGCAGAACAUGAAAGAUCCCCCCGGGACAGAGAUUACUCUGAUUACAGAUCAGACUAUGAGUAUUCAAGAAGAGGACGUUCUUAUGAUAGUGGCAUGGAGUCACGAAGUAGAGAUCGAGAGAAACGCAGAGAGAGAGAAAGAGAUAUGGAUCGGAAAAGGUUCCGGAAAUCCCCAUCUCCUGGAAGAAGGAGCCCAGAGCCAUCCUUAACCCACAGUUCCUCUGCUCAGGAUGAACCUACUUCAAAGAAGAAGAAAGAUGAACUGGAUCCUCUCCUUACUCGCACUGGUGGAGCUUAUAUUCCUCCUGCAAAGCUCCGGAUGAUGCAAGAACAGAUUACAGAUAAAAGCAGCUUAGCAUACCAAAGGAUGAGCUGGGAGGCACUAAAGAAGUCAAUCAAUGGUCUUAUCAACAAAGUCAAUAUUUCUAACAUAGGUAUUAUUAUUCAAGAAAUUCUCCAAGAAAAUAUAGUGAGAGGAAGAGGACUGCUGUCCAGAUCUAUUCUGCAAGCACAGAGUGCUUCUCCAAUUUUCACUCAUGUUUAUGCAGCACUAGUGGCAAUUAUCAAUUCAAAAUUUCCACAAAUUGGAGAGCUAAUCCUCAGAAGGUUAAUUCUUAAUUUUCGGAAAGGCUAUCGAAGAAACGAUAAGCAACUUUGUCUGACGGCUUCAAAAUUUGUGGCUCAUCUUAUUAACCAAAAUGUGGCACAUGAAGUCUUAUGCUUAGAGAUGCUCACUUUGCUUCUGGAAAGACCUACGGAUGACAGUGUUGAAGUAGCUAUUGGUUUUUUGAAAGAAUGUGGACUCAAAUUAACAGAAGUAUCUCCAAAAGGGAUUAAUGCUAUAUUUGAACGCCUUCGAAACAUUCUCCAUGAGUCUGAAAUUGACAAAAGAGUUCAGUAUAUGAUUGAAGUGAUGUUUGCAGUUCGGAAAGAUGGCUUCAAAGAUCACCCUGUGAUCCUAGAAGGGCUUGAUCUAGUAGAAGAGGAUGAUCAGUUCACCCAUAUGCUCCCUCUGGAGGAUGACUAUAAUCCAGAAGAUGUUCUCAAUGUUUUCAAGAUGGAUCCCAAUUUUAUGGAGAAUGAAGAGAAGUACAAAGCCAUUAAAAAAGAAAUUCUUGAUGAAGGAGACAGUGACUCAAACACAGAUCAAGAUGCUGGAAGUAGUGAUGAUGAUGAGGAAGAGGAGGAAGAUGAAGAAGGAGAAGAAGAUGAAGAAGGACAAAAAGUGACUAUUCAUGACAAAACAGAAAUUAAUCUUGUCUCAUUUCGUCGCACAAUUUAUCUUGCUAUUCAGUCAAGUUUAGAUUUUGAAGAAUGUGCUCACAAAUUGCUGAAAAUGGAAUUUCCUGAAAGUCAAACAAAAGAACUCUGCAACAUGAUACUGGAUUGCUGUGCCCAACAAAGGACCUAUGAGAAAUUUUUUGGCUUAUUAGCUGGGCGUUUUUGCAUGCUAAAAAAAGAAUACAUGGAAUCCUUUGAAAGCAUAUUCAAAGAACAGUAUGAUACUAUUCAUCGUUUAGAAACAAACAAAUUGAGGAAUGUUGCCAAGAUGUUUGCUCAUCUUUUAUACACUGAUUCCCUUCCAUGGAGUGUUCUUGAAUGUAUAAAACUGAGUGAGGAAACUACUACAUCAUCCAGUAGAAUUUUUGUGAAAAUAUUUUUUCAGGAAUUAUGUGAAUACAUGGGUCUUCCUAAACUUAAUGCAAGAUUAAAGGAUGAAACUCUACAGCCAUUCUUUGAAGGAUUGCUACCCCGAGACAGUCCAAGAAACACUCGGUUUGCCAUCAACUUUUUUACUUCUAUCGGUCUUGGAGGCUUAACGGAUGAGUUGCGGGAGCAUCUGAAAAAUACACCAAAGGUCAUCGUGGCGCAGAAACCAGAUGUUGAGCAAAAUAAGUCCUCUGCGUCUUCAUCCUCUUCCGCAUCGUCUUCUUCAGAAUCUGCCUCCUCUGACUCGGAUUCUGACAGCAGUGACAGCAGUUCAGAAUCUUCCAGUGAAGAGAGCGAGUCUUCAUCCACCAGUAGUCACAGCUCUGCAGCUAAAAAGUUAAGAAAGAAGGUCCACGGGAAGACCAGACGUAAAGAAGUAGAUAAGUUGAUUAGGAAACAACAAACAAAAGAUAGAAAAGAUGAAGAAAGAAGAUCAGAGCAAAGGCGCCAAGAAUCCAGAGCUGAGAGAGACAGGAGAUCAGAAAAACACAGAGAUCCAAAUAUAAGAGAGACUGACUGGAGAGAUGCCUCUGCAAAAUACACGUCAGACAGAGACAUUCCUUCCGAACGAAGUAGUUACGGAAGGACUGUGAGUGACAGAGACCAAGAAGUGCACGUGGGUUUGGAAAAUAAGCAUGGUGACCCCAAAAAGACGAGAGACGAGAGAAGACACUCGUUUUCUGAAAAUGAGAAGCACAGGUCCCAAAAUAAGGAUAAUGACCAUUUUAGAAGAAAAGAUAGAUCCAAGUCAAGGGAAAAGACUAGCAAGCACUCGGGCUCUAGAAGUGAUGAAAACAGGUAUCAGAAUGGUACUGAAAGGCGGUGGGAAAAAUCUAGCAGCUACUCUGAACAAUCCAGAGAAUCAAAGAAAACUCGGCGAAGAGAAAAGUCCCCAACAAAGCAAAAAUAAUCCUACAAUUAAUACAAACUGAACAUGCCUUACACACCCAUUUGAAACAAAGUAUUUUUUACACUGAUUGACGAACUUUAUAGAGAAUUCUUGUAUAAAGUUCUGGUUUGUAUUUGUACACUUUAAAAAUGUUUUCAUUUAAACUUGUUUUAUAAUUGAUGCAUCACAAAACUGUCAAAUAAAUUUAUUUAAAGGGAAAGGUUUUACCAGCGAGGGAUGUAAACAUUGCUUAUAUUUUGUGAAUAAAAUGAUCAACUGCUCAUUGAAUCAGUGAUUUUUUUUAAAAAUAUGACAAAAUGCUUUUUUCUCAAUUAUGUUUCCAAUUGUUUACAGAACUAGUAUAAUAAAUUAUUUGUGUGCUUUUUAUUUGUAACUGAAGACCAAAUAAACUAACCAAUUCAGCUUAACAUUGUUAACUUUGUUAAUGAGAUGUUAGUUAUAAAAGAACCUGGUUAUUUUUCUGUUUUGUUUUUGUUAUACAAUAGAGGGUAUAUUGCAAGUUUCAUAUUGUAUCUUCAAUGAAAUAUAUGUGGAAUUUUUUUUCAUGAAUGUGGUAGUAAAGCUAGGUAUAUAUGUCAGUCUUUAAAAUGAUGCAGUGUUUAAAAUUAGGAUUUUUCUUAGUUACAGUUCCUUUCUGGACUGCUAGAUAAUGUUUAAUUGAAAUCUUGUGUGAUUAGUGCUUUUUAUCAGCCUUGAAGUUUCAUCACUAUUGGUGAAUUAAUGUGUACUUAAUUUUUAAUUUGGGUUGGUAGGUCAUUGGAAAAGAUAUAGUCAUGAAAAAAAUGUGCACAGCCAUAGUGAGAAUUUGUUCUAAUUUUUUAUAAGAAUUUUAGAGUUUUCAUCACUGUAACUCAACAAGUAAUAUGUGACCAUAAUUAUUAUAUUUGAAAUAAAAUAUUACCUCUGUGAUCUUAAAUUUUCCUGACAGAUACUUAACCUUACUAAAUCAACUUUCUGUGUUUGUUCAUUUUAAAAGUACAUAAAAUAUAUUUUAGUACAGAGUUCGAGACUAGGAAGAUUACUGUCUUAAUAUUUGGCUCUAAAACAUACUCUGACUCAAAUGUGUUCUAUUUUUGUUAUUGUUUAAAAUCUUACAUACAAUUUAUAAUAAUGUCCAUGAAAAUAAGGAAACCUUAUUCCCUCCCAUUGAAAAAUACCAAUAUGGCAGCUUGAAAAAAUCUUACUAGUGUUUAACCCCCAUGGUAGUUAAAAGAUGGCUUCAUUAGACAGGACUAUCAUAAACAGAGCAUUGCACAGAAUUCUAAGUUUAGAAAACUGGAUUUAAAGAACUUAGGCUCUGAGCCCUAAAGGACACUGUUUUAUUUUUGUACUGAACAUUGAUAAAGAUCUUAAAAAUGA
Molecule: messenger RNA, 4324 nt
Organism: Echinops telfairi (small Madagascar hedgehog)
Lineage: Eukaryota; Metazoa; Chordata; Mammalia; Afrosoricida; Tenrecidae
Gene: CWC22
Product: CWC22 spliceosome associated protein homolog
Exons: 20
Coding region: 248-2965 (905 amino acids)
Biological process (GO): mRNA splicing, via spliceosome
Cellular component (GO): catalytic step 2 spliceosome
Molecular function (GO): RNA binding; protein binding
Source: RefSeq, a predicted model, not a curated record